UAUGAAUGAGAGUAAACGUAUAUAAAUAAUUUGUCAAUAAUGUCAAAUUUGCAGAAUUCUACAGAGUAUAUCCUCAACUUUUGAUGACUGUAAUGAGAAGUAAACGUCGCAUUUGUGUUUAUAUCAAAUUUCUUAUCCUUUAAUACAAUAGUAUGAAAAAUUUUCUAUGCGAAGAUAGAGGUUAUAUGCGAUAAAUACAAGUUCUACAUCAAUCAAAAUAUAUACAGAUGAUCGGAUGACACAUAUCAAUGAAACAAUGAAUACAAUGAACAAAGCGGAAGAGGAGCACAUUGAAAAGACAUUUAUCUACAAAUUUCCGACAUGCACUACAAAUCAAGAAUACACAUUGGAAAUUCCAAUAAAAAUACCAUAUCAUGGUUCCAUAAAAGAAUUGAUGCAUCGUAUAAUGUCAUCGUUCAAGCUACCAUGUUACAUAGAAUCAGACUUGUUAGAAACUCUGCAACAUAGUAUCAAAGAGUUUACGCUGCAGUUUUAUGAUGAUAAAUCAGAAAAACUUAUCGAAGCUGCCAAAACAGGCACUCUGGAUUUAGAAGAUAUAAUUAAAAAUUGGGAGAAGAUAUACAAACAGAAGACAGUGGAAUAUUCUGAUCCCAUUGGAACUACAGAUGAGGAAUUAUUUGCUGCGGCAUAUCAUAGAUUAGUACAUUCUCCAUCUUUAGAACCAAUUUUACAAGCAGAGCAUAAAUUUGGACGAGAUGUUACUGAAGUAAUUCAAAUGAGAGAUACUGAUUACGACCAUCUCACACAAAAACAAACCGAUGAAAUGCGCGUUGCCGUCGAAGCUCUCGAAGCAGGAUCUACCGAAAAAUCAAUAAACGAUAUGGCAGGUCGUCAUUUCGAAGAACAGAGUUUAUUACAAGGUUAUUGGGGAUCUAGGAUCGAUGCAUUGAGAUUAGAUCAACGUCGACAGUAUCGAAAUUGGAUCAUGAGGAUGCUCGAGGAACAACAAACUAGUAUGAUACCCACGCCGGUCGGUUCGCCUAUGAUACCAUUGCCACCAUUACGUCCGGCUUUAGAUAAAUUCGUUCAUAGCGAAGAAAAACAAAUGACCGAUUAUCCUCUAUUAGAAGAAAGUUUUACGAUACAUUUGGGAUCGCAGAUGAAACAAAUGCAUAAUAUACGUAUAUUAACCGGAGAUGUGCUGGACUUUUGUCGUACCAAAAAUAGUGAAUCUGGGAUGGAUCCAACACCACAAAGACUGCAAACAGCUUUAGGACUAUACUCGAACGAUUUAUGCGGAUUAGUUCUUCUAAGUGAUAACCAUUUAGGCAGUUAUUCCGGAAUAACGAAAGAAUUAUGCUCGAUAUGUCAAUUAACGACAGAAUUCCAUUUUCCGCCGAUCGAUGAACAAUUGGAAAAGAUUCGGGAAGACGUAAAAGAUGCUGUUGCCUGGAGACAGAUGCAUUACAGAGAAGGAAAUGAUCCUCAUACAAAAAAAUCCACGACAAGUAAGAGUUUGCAAACAGGAGAUGUUUUUAUCACGAGACAUUCCAAUCUGGCACAAGUUCACGUAGUAUUUCACAUGGUGGUGAAUGACUCUUUACGAUCUGGUGAUAUCAAUUCAAGGCAUCCUGCUAUUCUGGGAUUGAGAAAUAUUUUGAAGACGGCGUGUUGUAACGAUGUGACAACAUUGACAAUACCCGUGUUACUCGUCCACGAAAUGUCAGAGGAUAUGACGGUCGCUUGGUGCACGAAGCGAGCCGAAUUAGUCUUCAAGUGCGUGAAAGGUUUCAUGAUCGAAAUGGCGUCUUGGGGUGGAGCCGAGCUGAAGAAUCUCCAGUUUCUCGUGCCGAAAGGAAUGUCGGAGGAGGUAUUCGGAACAUUAGCCACAAUGUUGCCCAGCAUUUUUCGAGUAUCAAAUCCGCUGGUUUUCAAAGCUACCAGUACUCCGCAAACCCCGAAAAAGUAAAUGACUCUUGUCUCUGUUAUCAUUGUAUAUACGCGCGAGAAAUAUUGCAAUAUUUAUUACUAUGUGUAUAUCGUCUGUACAUGCAGCUGCAAUUAUCCGUGGCAGGCGCGAAAAAGAUAUGACCCUGUGAAUAAAUGUCUGACUUUUAACGAG
Molecule: messenger RNA, 2083 nt
Organism: Camponotus floridanus (Florida carpenter ant)
Lineage: Eukaryota; Metazoa; Arthropoda; Insecta; Hymenoptera; Formicidae
Product: protein C12orf4 homolog
Exons: 10
Coding region: 236-1930 (564 amino acids)
Cellular component (GO): cytoplasm
Source: RefSeq, a predicted model, not a curated record